Electrophorus electricus (electric eel) is the source of this 3709-nucleotide messenger RNA. RefSeq names its product guanine nucleotide binding protein (G protein), alpha 13a (gene gna13a). NCBI's taxonomy places the organism in Eukaryota, Metazoa, Chordata, Actinopteri, Gymnotiformes, Gymnotidae. Gene Ontology annotation, biological process: adenylate cyclase-activating G protein-coupled receptor signaling pathway; Rho protein signal transduction. Gene Ontology annotation, molecular function: G-protein beta/gamma-subunit complex binding; guanyl nucleotide binding; GTPase activity. The record is from RefSeq and is a predicted model, not a curated record. Gene Ontology annotation, cellular component: cytoplasm; heterotrimeric G-protein complex; brush border membrane.
AGUUGUUACUACAAAAAUGGCUGAUUUCCUGCCCUCCCGGACUGCAGUAGUUUGUCUCCCCAAUUGUCUUCUCUCCAGCAACGAAAUUGAACAACAGAGAAAAUCUAAGGAGAUCGACAGGUGUAUUUCUCGGGAAAAGACGUACGUAAAGCGACUAGUUAAGAUUUUGCUUCUUGGAGCUGGUGAAAGUGGCAAGUCAACUUUCCUCAAACAAAUGCGCAUAAUUCAUGGGCAGGACUUCGAUCAACGGGCCAAAGAAGAGUUCCGGGCUACAAUCUACAGCAACGUUAUGAAAGGAAUACGAGUGCUGGUAGAUGCCAGAGAAAAGCUGCACAUCCCUUGGGGAGAUGCUUCUAAUCAGGCCCAGGGGGAGAUGGUGAUGGGCUUCGAUACACGCUCAUCCAUGAUGGCCCGGGGAGUAGUAGAGACCAAAGUCUUUCUGCAUUACCUACCAUCCAUCCGCACCUUGUGGGCAGACAGUGGGAUUCAGAGUGCCUAUGAUCGAAGAAGAGAAUUUCAGUUGGGUGAAUCAGUGAAAUAUUUCCUGGAUGACUUGGAUAGACUUGGGCUGCUGGACUACUUACCAACUCAGCAAGAUAUACUUCUGGCACGGAAGCCCACAAAGGGCAUCCAUGAGUAUGAAUUUGAGAUCAAGAAUGUUCCCUUCAAGAUGGUGGACGUGGGUGGUCAGCGGUCGGAGAGGCGCCGAUGGUUUGAGUGUUUCGACUGCGUCACUUCAGUCCUCUUCCUGGCCUCAUCCAGUGAGUUCGAUCAGGUGCUCAUGGAAGACCGCCAAACCAACAGGCUCAUGGAAUCGCUCAACAUAUUUGAGACCAUUGUCAACAAUCGUGUGUUUUCCAAAGCAUCAAUCAUUCUCUUUCUCAAUAAGACGGACUUGCUGGAAGAGAAGGUCAAGGUUGUGUCCAUCAAAGACUAUUUCCCUGAGUACACAGGCGAGCCACACCAUCUUGCCGAUGUGCAGAAGUUCCUUGUGGAGUGCUUCCGUAGCAAGCGCCGGGAGCAGCAGAAACCACUCUACCAUCACUUUACCACUGCCAUCAACACGGAGAACAUCCGCAUCGUCUUCCGUGACGUCAAAGACACUAUUUUGCAUGAAAAUCUGAAGCAACUCAUGCUGCAGUGAGACAUACCAUAACCUUUAAGACCAUUCCACAUUAAUGAGGUUUUUGUUAUUUAACAUGUAGUGCAAGGCCCAGAUAUUAGCACAUUCCCCAAAGUGGGUAGAUUUUACCGUUUGUGGAUGAGACUACUUCUCGAAGCACAUUUCUACGUUCUACUUUUUCUCCCCUCCCACCCCUGCAUUUUUCCACUUUUUGUUGUUGUUGUUGUUGUUGUUUUUAGCCGUUUUAACAGUCUGUCCAUGUCCAAAGACUAAACUAGUCAUAGUUGUACAUGUAAGCCCUCCCUGUUGUCAUCUGGAUCAGUGUUUUUUGUGGUGAGUAUUGGGUGUAUAACUCUCACAGUAAUUAAUUUACCCACAACCUAUGCAAUACAUAAUUUCUGAAAUGGCCACAAUAUUUGAUUUCAUUUUGGUUAUACAUUUUAUUUACACUAGCAGUUGGCUAAUAAUAUGAACAAUGGAGAGAGAAAUGAUUUGGCAAUAGCUUGAUGAUGAAUUUUGGACACGUACCCCAAGAACAAGUCCUACUGAAACAUUAGAUUCAUGUUUCAGUUUGGCUUGUGGUUUAUGUAGAAUGGACAGUGUGUUGUACUGAUCCCUACGGUCUGUUGACCGUUCUGAAAAAAAGUCUGGCAGUUUUUCACUUUAAUGUGUACUUUAAAGUGGAUGUGUUGUAGUUGGGGUUUUGUUUGCGUACAACAGCAGCUUAUGGACUGAAUGGCUAGUUUAAGGUUCUGUUUCAGGGUUGGUUUAACCCCCCUCACCCUCCUUUUUAUUGGAUUUGGCUUUCAUAUUUGUGUAACAGGUAUGGACAUGCCAUAGAACUCUGGUAAAUGUGGGUGAACUGUACACUCAGUGAGGCUGGCCCAAUAUAUGACUUGCAUUCCAAAUUGCAUGCUCACUGACUAGUUUUAAGCUUCGUUAACUAUUGAGACUCAGGGCUGUAAAUAUGCAUUGUAGAAAUGUCAGUUGACUAGGAUUGUGUUGGAACUGAACUUUUUUGCCAUUUUAGGAUUUGGCUUAAAAUGUUUAUUUAAAAAAAAAAAAAAAAAAAAAAAAAAACCCACACAAAUGCUAUUUCAAAACGCACAGUAUCGGUGCACUUUGUACUGAAACUGUAGUAUCCUUUAAGGUACCUGUGUAUGUAAUACCGUUAUUGUCCUUAUCUAAAGGGAAAGAAUCUUAAAAAUGUUAUGUAGAAUGUACAGUAUGUUGUACAGAUCCCUUAUGAUAGAUUUUAAUCAUGGUCUGCCAAUUUAACUUUACAAUGUCCUUUAAAUUGAAGUCAGUAUAACCAGAAUUAUCUAUGAAAGUCAAAGGUAGUCUAUAUACUACUGUACUGAACGAUAUGCUUUUAUUAUGUAAGAUUUACUUCAGCAUUUGAGAUGUAGGCUUAAGCGGACAGUUUUGCCUCAGGGUUUGUGGUGUGUGGGAUUUUAUUUUUUUUUCUUCUAAAUUUAGGCUAUAACAUUUGACUUUUCAUGAAGCUUAUAAGACAUUGUAAUAUAAUUUAAAUUGGAGAUUUAAUUUUACAUGUUUAGUUUGUUGGAGAUUUCCAACAAAAAACAGACUGUCCUUUUUAGAAGGUCCCUUAAUCUCCUGCUAGCCACUGACAUAAAUCUCUAAGAAAUAUAUCUUGAAGCAUCUUGUAGAUUGCAUACAUAUUAAAUGGUGUCAUAUUUAAUAGAAUAUGUCUAAGCCUUACUGUAAGUUUGAGUGAGAAGACUGUCAUAAUUUUACUGUAAUCGUAUGGUGGUAAACAAAUUUCCUGGAAACUGGCACUGUGGGUUUUUCAUUCGUUGCCCAUAACCUUGUCUUGUGUAGUAUCGAUUUUCUUUUUUUUUUUUUCAGUCACUUUUGUACAUAUUCUUUUGGUGCAUUAAAUCACUAUUUUAUAAAGAUAUUUUAUGUUCCAGGCUUACAUCAAGAACUAUUACUUUGUAGAUCAAGGGAUUGUAAAAAAAAAAAAAAAAAAAAAAAAAAAAAUGCUGUUCCAAUGUAAAAUAUUAAAUUAUAGGUGGUGAUUGGUUACUGAAUUGCUUACAAUUUAUCAUAUCAUCCACUGAGAACUCCUCCUUUUAAUCAAUUAUGAUUCCAUUUUUAUAGUGCUUUUAACCUUGAUCUGACCAUUUGAUAAGAAUCUAAUUUGUCUGAUUCACUAAAAAGGCUCAAACUUGUUAAUGUAAUUUGUUCAAAUAGCUGGCAUUUCCAAAAUGGAAGUGAUCAGGGAGUUGUGUACUGUUUAUAUACAAAGCUCUGUCUAAAUUUCCAGUCUGGGGAGGGUAUGCACAGCUUACACAAUUUGCCAAAAAUGCUAUGAAGUGUGUUCUCACUGUUUUGUCUGAAUUGUUUAAAACCUGAUACUAAUGUGGUUUGCAUGGCUUGUUUUGGGUGAAACAAUUACAAAGCAUAAAGACUCAGGGAGCCUAUAUUAUGUGUUUUCCUCUUAACUAGGUUAAUCUUGCUCUACUGGCUCUACUAGUCAUGUUCUACACAAAAAUGUACGUGUAUAAAUUGUGUCCUAUGAAUGCCAGCUCAGAGUCCAGUAAAUGACCAGUUUUUUCACUA